GGGGGUGUCUCCUUUUUUUUGUCCUCCCUGAGCUUCCCUCGCUCGCUGCCUCGCUCCCUAGGUUUCGUACUCACCUUCUUCGGUCCGCCAUGGUGGGCAAAGUGAGAAGGCGGCCCAGACUGCACCCGGCGGCGCCUCAGGGGGGCGAGGAGGGCCUCGCGGCGAACGCCUUCCCCUUCGCCGCCCCCCAAAGCAAGCCCGUGAGGGCGGCCCGGGACCAUGUUUUGUUGACCUCAAACAUCUUUGCUGGCGUGAAAAUAGACCUGAAAUCUCUAGUGAAGAAAUUGGACACGCAUUCAAGAAACACUGUUUCAACCAUAAAAGAUGGAGAUGAAAAGACACUUCUCUCUAAGAAGGAAAAAAUGAAGCUGCGAAAAGACAGAUGGCUGCAGAAAAUAGAAGGCAUUAAAGUAGCAAAACAACAGCAAAAAGCUGAGGCAAAGCGAAAAGCCACCCCAGUUAUUGGAGAUCUGCACCCCUUGAUGGAUGCCCUGCCUGAGCUCUCAGAUCUGGUGACAGUCCGCAAGUUCCCGAAGUACCAUAAGAUCCAGGUAAAAAAGAAGGUGCCAACAAACUUCAACGAGAUGAAUUCAGCCCAGAAAAGCAAAGCCAUAGUGGAGGAAAUAGCACAGUUUCACAUGACUAUAUCUGACCCUUUGUUCAAAGCGAACCCACUGGCAGUCAUCAGUGAACAUCUUUCCAAAAGACUGAUGCAGGAAAGGGAGGGAGAGCCAUUGUAACAUCAACAUUGGAGCUGCUUGAAAGCACAAGGAAUUGAAUGCUCAAGACGCGCUGCCCACUAGGCCAGCACAACUUUCAAGAGUCUGCAAGAUUAUGACAUCCAAUGACCUUGUUUUCUGUCAACAGAAAUGAUGCUGCCAACACUGAUGAAUAUGCUGCUAUUGCUGGCUACAGCUUUCUCCGCUGUUUUGCUAAAAGCUUUGUAGAUCUGUGACUAUUCUCAUUUCUCACUCUUUGAUAAACCACACAGCAGAUGUUCCUUCUUUUUCUUCCCCCUCCCCCUCUCUCUUGCUCUCAAUUUUCGUUCUUUCUUAAAGUAGAGUCUAAGCUGCCAUCUUCUCCAGUGGAAGGAAUAUAGUUUUUGCAACAUUUCCCUCAAUUUCUUUUGUAUUUAAGAAGGGCUAAUGGAUUUGCAUUUUCUAUUUUCCAAAUUCUAUGGGCAAUAAACAUGCUAUUUUUGGCAAUUCCGUUUGUACAUGUCCAAUUUAAUUUAUCACUGUACCAAAAUUCUAGGAAACAUCAGUAUUUCACAAGCUUUGAUUUAUCUAAUAGUAGUUGUUUAUUAUGAAGCUCCUUUUUGUAAUAUAACAAUAAAAGAGACAAUCCCAUCCUAACUGUUCUAAUAAGGGACACUAAUUAAAGAGACGUGCAUCUUUGAAUGCACAGCUUUGUUUAUUGAUGGAACAAUUAUGUUGAUUUUUGCAGUCUGACGUAGAGGGUCGUAAUGACAUAAAACAUUGAAAAAAUGCUCUAGAAAGAGGUAUUAACGAAGAAAAAAUUGCAGGAGUAAAUUCCACACCAAAAGGUGUUCAAAGUCAGCCUUACAUAGGAAACAUAAUAAUCACCAUUGAAUUUUAUCAGGACCCUGUGGGUGAUUGUUAGGCUGUCUUUCCAGAGAGCCAUAACUGGAAUACUAGUCUAAUGUGAUAGAAGAUACUUUGUGACAAAGAUGUGACAAAGAUGCCAGUUGGGCAGCAGGAGAAAACUCGGGCUACAAUAGCAUCCCAAAAUAUCUUUAAGGAAAAAUAUGAAUUUUUCCAGCCGUCUCUUAGGCCAGGUAGGGCCCACAUGAUCAGAUUAUUCCAGGGCCUCGGGUUGUGUUGGCUGAAAAGGAAAAGUGGAAUACAUCAUUGCAGUUCCCCAGAUAGCCUCUUAUAUCAGGUUAAUUUUUCUCUUGUUUGAAAUGAUUGUAAAUUUCUGAUGGCCUUAAUAAAUCAUUUUGUAUUUCUUUUGUAUGCACAGCUUGUUCAUAAAGGUGUUUUUGAUUCUCCAACCUCACUUGUGCCCAGAAUCCUUCCUACAAACAUAGGUGUGUAUUAAAGUUUCUGACUGCGAAAA
This is a messenger RNA of Anolis sagrei ordinatus, 2079 nucleotides long. It is a transcript of the gene SLX9, whose product is annotated as SLX9 ribosome biogenesis factor. The record is from RefSeq and is a predicted model, not a curated record. Gene Ontology annotation, cellular component: nucleolus; preribosome, small subunit precursor; 90S preribosome. NCBI's taxonomy places the organism in Eukaryota, Metazoa, Chordata, Lepidosauria, Squamata, Anolidae. Gene Ontology annotation, biological process: maturation of SSU-rRNA from tricistronic rRNA transcript (SSU-rRNA, 5.8S rRNA, LSU-rRNA).